Molecule: messenger RNA, 3314 nt
Organism: Plodia interpunctella (Indianmeal moth)
Lineage: Eukaryota; Metazoa; Arthropoda; Insecta; Lepidoptera; Pyralidae
Exons: 5
Coding region: 56-937 (293 amino acids)
Source: RefSeq, a predicted model, not a curated record
AUCGCUCCACGUUUCGGUCAUUCCGUGCCCGGCGCUGUAGCGAACGAGUGUCAAUAUGUGUAAUGUAUGUUCUCGCGAUGUUUCCGACGCGGCGGUCGUCGAAGCCAAACCGCCGCCACCGCCUCCGCGAAAAGCGAAUAAACGGUUGGAACGCAUGAAGACAAAACAUAAUAUAGUGACAGAUCCGACGAACGCUGAGAAACAGAAGGAAGUGGAGUACCAGCCUGAUUUACUGGCAGUUUCGACACAGUACACUAAAAUAGUUUACGAUGUGGUGAAGCAGGGGCUCGCUAGGUUGCAUGAGACGAAGUCCUUCGUAGUAUUAACCCGCACAUCGCAGCCGUUCCACGUGGCACUCGGCGUCAUAGUCCUCAUCACGUGGCUGAGCAGACCAGGCUCGGAGACGCAAGUCAGGGGAUGGAAGGCAUUAUAUAUCGGCGCCCUGGCCACGCAUCUCGGAGCACAAAUAUGGAUGACAUUUGUUUCUGGCAUCGUGUUAUAUUUCUCCUUGCCACGCCACGUGUUCGGCAGUGUCCAGACGGUGCUGUUUCCAGUGUACUACGCCUUCAACUCCAUGCUCAGCCUGCUGGGUUUGCUGGCGUACAUCAGAGUCCAGUGUUUGACCAAAUUCCAGAAUACCUCGUGGAUACAGAUAUCGCUGAUAUUCGCAGUAUUCUGCAUAGAGGCGUACGUGCGCCUGCGCCUCGUGCGGCCGAUGCUGCGCGCCAAGCACAUCAAGACUCAGAUGGAGGAAGCCGCGGGCGGUGGACAGGAGGUUGGCACCUUAAUCCUGGGUGAAUUAGCUCACUGUCCGCGUUACGUUCGCGUGCUGAAGACCUUCAGGAGAUACCACUCCACCAUCGCCAUGGGGACCAUGAUCACCCUGGGCUGUUCCUUGUACUCCAUAAUGAUAGUUGUCGACUCCGUGUGUCUAUAAACUCUAUAGUUUUUGUUAGUAGGUAGUGUCUAAUAGAAAUUCAGGAUCAUUUCAGAUCACUUCCACGUCAGCCAAGUUUUAUAGACAAGAUAAACGUUGGCAAAAGUUGAUGUGAUGAUUCGCCAUCUUGUAAUUACACCGUAUCUCUAAAAAUAUGUAAUACAUAUAAAAAAGGUACGUGCGCGUGAAAUGUAAUGUUCAUAAUCCGUAUCUACGUCAUUAAUUUAUUGUGACCCAUGCCCGAGCUACAGGGGCUAACAGUGGCUUUAAGAGGCCCCUUAAGUGGAAAAAGAUACGCCGACAUUGAUCAUUAGGCAGCUUGAUAGUAGGUAUGGCGGCGAUGUGAUUAUCUUGGACAUAUUUUUGUAGUAGCAGCUGACAGGGCCCAUAUUGAGGAAUUUGUCACCUUACGCCUCUAAAAUAACUGUAUGUAUUUGAUAAAAAUCAUCAGAAGCAAUAAACCGAACCAGUAGUGUAAGCCAAACUCACUGACACUAUUAGUCACAAUAUAAUUGUACCGCUCCCGCUCCCGACCCGUGCGCGGUACCCAUUCUAAAUCUAUGCUGGCUCCAGUAUUCAAAAGACAGAAUGUCAAUGUCAAAAUGCGUUUUUGACACCUUCCAAUGCUGUCCCUCGAUGAUAUAUCGCACUAAUACUCCUUCGUUACCUUAGAGUUUUGUUUGAAACAUGUACCGUCAUACAAUAAAUGUUAUCUAUCAAUGCAUUCAUAACAGCAAGUUGUUUAACAUACUCAUAGUUCCUAUGCAUUAUUGUAUUUUUUACACAUAAUCAAUAAAUAUAGUUGGAAAGACCAAAUCGUUUUUCUAUUUGAAAGAAUUUUCGAUUACAACUUUAACUGGCUAUUGUAUUGUUUUCACGUAUUGUGUAUCGUAAUAGUAAAUCCUUUCCGAUGUCUAGGAUAUUAGAAUUUAACGUUCUUGGUACCAAUUGUGAGUUUGGUUGAUAAAGUGGUAAAGGAUCGUUUUCAUUAAAACGAUAAAAUCGCAAUAAAACUACUUCCAAUUCAGGCUGUGAUCAAAAACUAUAGCAGUUUUGGAAAAUAUUGUAUAGUAUUAAAUCAUAUUAUUACUAUAUUUUAUGAGUAUAUUCUAAGGUAUUUAAAAUUAAUCAGAAACCGCGCUGGACGCGAUCAUUUGUUAUGUAGUUAUUCAAAUUAAUAAAUUCCAAAUUGUUAAACAUAAUCUUGAAUAUAUAAGUAGGCAAUUUAUGACAUAAGAAUAGAGUAUAGAACAUGUGAUAUCGUCAAUACAUUGUGAACAUACAUUAUAUGUUUGUUAUUAUGAUGAAUAGGUAGGUGGUAAUAUUCAAAAUUAUUUAAGUUGAAAAUAAAAAUGGAGAAGAAUAAUAUACAAUUGAAGUAAGUAUACUAUUUUGUAACACUGUAUUGACGCUAUUAUAACAAUUAUAAAUUUAUGCAAACAGAUAUAAUAAAUAAUAUAAUUUAUAGUCUCAAAAUAAAGUUGCGUUUGAAAAGUGGAUAUAUUAUCUUGUAAUCUAGGUACCUAGGUUAAGAUAAUUGUAAUACUAAGUAUGGCAUUUAUCACAUGCCACUGGUUUUUGCUUGCCUGUGAGCAAAAGCCGAACUUGAAUGAAAGUGUAGCGGCCGCAGCUAGCCCAUCGUGAAGCUGCUUGAUCAUAUUGAAACUCAUGUUGUUGGCUCUCUAAUUUCCUGCAAAUACUGCCAUAAAAUAGUGUUAUGUGUAGUGUUUAAGUAGAAUAUAGAAUGUCGACGUCGCUAUUUUGUUGAUCCGUAACCGUGGACUCCUGAACGCAGGAAGUUAUGAGACACGCAACGUCUUUCCGCACUGUUGGCGCCGUAUUCAUUUCUCGACUGUAACCUGGUGUUACAGUUGAAAGAAAUCGCAAUAACUUACAAGUAAAUACCGCUGUUUUUGAAGCGACGCUAGCGAUUGCGUAGACGGCGUCCAAUAGUGAUGUUGCGACUAAAUCUAGUCAGCGACACCGUUAUUAUUUUUACGCUGUAAUGGAAAUGCGGCUUAAGACAGAGCCGUUUUAGUAUUUUUGUAUAAAAAUUUUAAUAUGGUUCUGUGAUUCUGGGCAAAGUCAAGCAGCUCCUAUUGAAGGGAAAUUGGCGAUGGGUUUAUAUUCGAAAUUAGCAAAUUCCUAUUUUUUAUUAAAGUUUAGUAUAGUUAACAUAAACUUAUAAGUGUAUUUAAACUUGUUGUGUACCUAAGUAUUUUAUGUUUGAUAAUUAUUGUAUAUGUUCAUGAUCUGAAUGACGUUUUAUGAUUUGGUAAGACUUCGCUAUUUAUUUGAGAGGAAUGUCGUUGUGAAGUAAUCAAUCAAGCAUUGAAAUUAUUUAUGAAUUAGGAAAAUAUAAAUGUUUAAUCACAAA